AUGCGCCGCGCCAGCCGAGACUACACCAAGUACCUGCGCGGCUCGGAGGAGAUGGGCGGCGCGGGCGCCCCGCACGAGGGGCCGCUGCACGCCCCGCCGCCGCCCGCGACCCCCGCUGCCGCCGCCGCCUCCCGCUCCACCUUCGUGGCCCUCCUGGGGCUGGGGCUGGGCCAGGUCGUCUGCAGCGUCGCCCUGUUCCUCUACUUCCGAGCGCAGAUGGAUCCUAACAGAAUAUCAGAAGAUGACACUCACUGCAUUAAUAGAAUUUUCAAGCUCCAUGAAAACACGGAUUUGCAAGACACAACUCUGGAGAGUCAAGACUCAAAAUUAAUACCUGAUUCGUGUAAGAGAAUUAAACAGGCUUUUCAAGCAGCUGUGCAGAAGGAAAUGCAACAUAUUGUUAAAUCGCAGCACAUUAGAGCAGAAAAAGCCAUGGUGGAAGGUUCAUGGUUAGAUCUGGACAGAAGGAACAAGCCUGAGAUUCAGCCCUUUGCCCAUCUCACGAUUAAUGCCACUGACAUCCCAUCAGGUUCCCACAAAGUGACUCUGUCCUGCUGGUACCAUGACCGAGGCUGGGCCAAAAUCUCCAACAUGACCUUCAGCAAUGGGAAGCUAAUAGUUAACCAAGACGGCUUCUACUACCUGUACGCCAACAUCUGCUUCCGACAUCAUGAGACUUCGGGAAACCUCAGUGUGAAUUACCUUCAGCUGAUGGUAUAUGUCACCAAAACCAGCAUCAAAAUCCCCAGCUCUCACACUCUGAUGAAAGGAGGGAGCACCAAGUACUGGUCGGGGAAUUCUGAAUUCCAUUUUUACUCCAUAAACGUGGGAGGCUUUUUUAAGCUACGGUCUGGCGAGAAAAUAAGCAUUGAGGUGUCCAACCCUUCACUACUGGAUCCAGAUCAAGAUGCAACGUACUUUGGGGCCUUUAAAGUUCGAGAUAUAGAUUGA
This is a messenger RNA of Rangifer tarandus platyrhynchus (Svalbard reindeer), 951 nucleotides long. The record is from the annotation of a GenBank genome assembly. Lineage: Eukaryota; Metazoa; Chordata; Mammalia; Artiodactyla; Cervidae.